CAACCCAUCCGAGACUAAACUGAUGAUACCCUGAUAGGACAGCGACCUGCCCCAGUGUGGGACGCCUGUGGCCUGCACGUGCACAGCAAAAAGGAAAAGACAUUGGAGGUCUUCCAAGGAGAGUCAUGGCACACAAUCAGGAGGCUCUAUCCAAGACCCAAGUCAUCAGGUUCAAGGACCAGGACUUCAACUCCUUGCGGGAUUAUUGUCUAAGCCGAGGCCUCCUGUUUGAGGAUGAGAUAUUCCCCGCCGAGAUUUCUUCCAUAGGCCCACAGCUGCUCCAGGGAAGACGCUUCUCCAGCCUGCAAUGGAAGCGCCCAAAGGAUUUAUUAAUGGGUAGAUCAGAGCCUCACUUCAUCCUGGAAGGUGCGAGCAGAUUUGACAUCCAACAAGGAGAUGCAGGAGAUUGCUGGUUCCUGGCAGCGCUGGGCUCCUUGACACAGAACCCACAGCAGCUGCAGAAGAUCCUGAUCAACCAAAGCUUUUCCCACCAGUAUGCAGGGAUUUUCCGUUUCUUGUUCUGGCAGUGUGGCCAGUGGGUGGAAGUGGUGGUUGAUGAUCGCCUGCCUCUCCUGGACAAGAAGUACCUCUUUGUGAAUCCUCUCAAGAACCAAGAAUUUUGGCCGUGCCUGCUGGAGAAAGCCUAUGCCAAGUUCCACGGAUCCUAUCUCCGUUUGCACUACGGCUACCUCCCUGAUGCCCUGGUGGACCUCACGGGAGGGGUGGUCACCAGCAUUGACCUGCACUCCUCCCCUUCUGACCUCGUCAUGAUGGUAAAGACGGCUGCCAAGGCAGGCUCCCUGAUGACCUGUGCCACACCGGCCGGGCCGACAGGGAAGGCCUUGACCAUGGAGAAUGGUCUGGUGAGUCAGCACGCCUACACCGUGACGGGGACCGAGCAGGUUCAGUACAGGAGGGGCUGGGAAAACCUCAUCCGCCUGUGGAACCCCUGGGGCAACACCGAGUGGCAGGGGCGCUGGGGGGACAGGUCUCCGGAGUGGCAGGAAACCCAAGACCCACGGAAGAGCAAGCUAUAUGAGAAUAAGAAUGAUGGCGAGUUUUGGAUGUCAUGUCGUGAUUUCCAAGAGAACUUCUCCUGCCUUUAUAUAUGUAACCAAUUCCCAGUCAACCUGUACCCUGGACACAUGGCCCAUGAAAGAUGGUCCCAAAUUACAUUAAAGAACUACACGACUCCAGGAAACACUACAGAAGGAUUUGAGAGGGACACACAGUACAUCUUCUCUGUGCCAGAGAGAGUGGAAGGCAACAACGUCGUUGUGUCCUGCAGCAUCGCACCACAAAAUUUAAAUACAGAUGAGAAGUUUCCACUGAACUUCCACGUGUUCAAGGUAAGGCCACCUUUUCAGCACUUUCGGGAGAAGCUGCCAUCGGCCUUUUUCUCCCACUUCAGAAAUGCUGAAAAGGGCAUAGUGACCAGAACCAAGCGCAACCUCACAAAGUGCUUCACGCUGAGCCUGGGGACCUACGUGGUCACCGUGUCUGCGUGCAGAAAAGCAGUUGAGCUCUUGCUUCGGAUCUUCCUGAAAAUGCCAGAUGCUGACGGGAACGUGGGCAGCAAUUUCAGUCUCCAAGCACUGAAGGCAAGUCUUCCAGAAAAUGGCUCUCAACAAAGCAUUUUCUACAGAUAUGCUCGGCAGGGACUAGGCAUCGAUGCCACCCAGCUGCAAAAACUUCUCAAUCAGGAAUUCCUGAACGGACCUCCAGGAGAUGCGUUCUCUUUGGAUGAGUGCCGGAGCAUCGUAGCUCUGAUGGAUCUGAAAGUGAAUGGGCAGCUCGACCACGAGGAGUUUCCGAGGCUGUGGAGCCGUCUUGUCCGAUGCCAGAGUGUUUUCCAGAACUCCCGGAGGAGCUCUGGCGUUUUCCUGAGCUUGGAUUUGUGGAGGGCCGUACGGGAUACAGACUUCCUUGCAGGGGUCUCCGUCAGCAGUGAGCUGCUGGAUCUCAUGGCUCUCAGGUACAGCGACAGAGCCGGCAGGGUCAGCUUCCCCAGCCUGGUCUGCUUUCUGAUGCGUCUGGAAGCCAUGGCAAAGGUCUUCCAGAACCUCUCCAAGGAUGGAAAAGGACUCUACCUGACAGAAAUGGAGUGGAUGAACCUGGUCAUGUACAGCUGAGGCAAGGAAUGGAGCAGACCCCGGAGUCCAGGGAACAUACCCUACAGAUACAUAUCUCCACCCCACCUUGCUGUAUCAGAAGCCCCUGCCAAGUCUUCUAGAAUCUUCCAGGAGCUCAAUAUUUUGUGCUUCCUUUGUUGGACAUCUUCAGAUGUUAGGUAUUCUUUAUCUAGAGGCAGCAAUCUACAUCCCUGGAACGUUCUCUUCAUACUUCUAGCUCUAUUAUCUGGACCACUGUAGAAAAAAAAGACUGGACCUGCCAGACCUUCAAAUACUUGAGAAUAGCUUUGCUGCCUAAUCCAAAAGCUCUCUUCUUUAUUUAUCCCUGGUAGUUCUCAUCUAGGACCCAUUGGUGACCAUUCUCUAUAUGCCAGUGACCCUUUGGAGUACACAGUCUCCUAGGCAGCAGUCCUGUGAUCAACACAUUCUGAGGUCCUAUUAUUUUUAUAAGCAGCAUUUAUUCAAUCUCCCAAUUAUGUGCCUUGAAAUCAGGACACAGACAUGGUCUCCAUAAAGAAAUAGUAUUUUAGCAUAAAUAUUUCCUGAACACUUGGUGCCUCCUAAUGAACACAAGUCAACAAACACUGCAGAGAUUUCAGUUAAUUAGAUUCAACUAUAUUUUCUCGAACUCCCCUUUCGUUCCUUUUUAAAAGUAGAACAUUUGAUCAUUUCCAAUCUGCCUGAUUCCUAUUUCAGUCUGCAUGAUUUCUAAUGUCAGGGAUCACUCUUCCAUUGCGUUGUUAAGCUAAUUUUGCAUAUGGGACCUAAAGCUUGAACUUUUGAAAUAUUGGGACUGUCAUUACCCUUUCUCCUAUAAAGGGUCUCAAUUCCCUCUGAACUAAUUUCCCUACACUUCUUGUUCCUUAAGAUUAUGUCAGAAGGAAGUAUAACAUAAGUUGCACGGCUGUGUGUGUUUCAGUCUCCUGCAGUAAUGCCUGCCGUCAUCCUAAGAGUGCUCCCCCGACUUCCUCAUUAAUCACCGCCCUCUGCCUUCACAUUAUUAAAGCAUAUCCACUCGCUCUUGGCUCAUGGGUUGCUUUGCAGAACUGGAGGCAGGAGGAUGAGUAAGUUCUGCCUCCACGUCUACAAACCCACUUUCAUCUGUAAUCGUCUCCCACCUCCUUCCUGUUAUGCUAGAGGGGAUAUCCCUCUGAGGAUAUCCUGGAUCUAAUUGCCUUCCACCUUCGCAAGCGCUUGAUUGAGCGAAUUCUCUCCUCUGACUUCUGAACGCCAAACCUCUCUCUCUUUCUUCUGAAGCCUUCUAAUUCCCAUUUACACAUGCUUCCCUUUUAAAUUUCCUCCAUCUCAAAUUCCCUUCCAGCUACAACCCCAUCUCUCUCCCCCCUUUACAACAAAAAUUCAUCAGGAGCUAAUUGUCUCCACAUCUCUACCUCCCGCUUUCUCCUAAAAUUACUUCAGUUUGGAUUUCUUAGACAUCAUCUCUCUCCCUGACUUUUGCAUUGGCUUCCUAUCUGAUUUUCCUAUGUCCACCCCUAUCCCUCAACUCAAUGUCCUGCAGUCUGAGCACACUUUAAAAAAUUCAGACCCAGUCGCUGCACCCCCCAGGUUAAAAUCCUUCAAUGUCUUCUGACUGAUAUACAGGAGAAGUAGGAAGUCGUGUAUGUGGUCGGCACCACCUGGCCCUGCCCACCUACCUCAAUAUACCUUAUGUCUCUCCUCCUUCCUGCACUCUACUCCCCCCACACCAACAUUACUUACAUUUCCUUUCAGGUUUUAUUAUUUUCUCAACCUCAUGUUGCCUUUUUUAAGUUUCUUGAUGAUAUUGAUUACA
Miniopterus natalensis is the source of this 3924-nucleotide messenger RNA. The record is from RefSeq and is a predicted model, not a curated record. NCBI's taxonomy places the organism in Eukaryota, Metazoa, Chordata, Mammalia, Chiroptera, Miniopteridae.